CCUUGGUCGAACUUGUCAAGGCUCGACCUCUUUUGUCCACGUGCCACCACUGAAGCAAUGUUGACGCGGCUACUUUGGUCGGUGGCGGAUGGCAGGCGCGCGGAAAAGGAAUAAGGCCUUCUCGCGCGGGCUUCUGAGCAAUUAGCGAUUAUUGCGCAAAAAGGUCAUGAUCUUUCAUGCCAUGGAGUGCGCGAGCAAGAAACUCAAGCGGCAGGCGAAGAGAAAAAGGAAUGACAGCCUUGUUGAUGAACUCGUCAAAGAGUCCAAAAUAAGUAGAGAUGUUCAGAACUUUAAAGAUAAAGACUCAACCCUGAGGGACACCUGGGAGCUGGACAGCGGCUUUUCCGAUGGCAGCCCCCCUACCAGUGGCAGGAGCUCUCCGUGCCCGAGCUCCUCUGCCGCCGCCGCCGUGGUGGCGCUGGACUGCGAGAUGGUUGGCACGGGACCGCAUGGGCGCAGCAGCGAACUGGCACGCUGCAGUAUCCUAGAUUACCACGGCAACGUCCUCUAUGACAAGUACGUCCGGCCGCUUCGUCCCGUCACCGACUACAGGACUCGCUGGAGCGGCAUCCGGCCGCAUCACCUGCGAGACGCCACGCCGUACGCGCAGGCCAGAGAGGAGAUCACUGGCAUUCUUCAAGGCAAGGUGGUGGUGGGACACUCGAUCCACAACGACUUUGGCAUGCUGCGCAUCCUCCAUCCGAGUCACAUGGUCAGGGACACGGGCGCGACGUGCCUCCUGGCCCAAUUAGCCGGCUUUCCCCGCCAGCGCUGCGUCUCCCUGAGGGUCCUGGCCCGCAAGCUCCUCAACAGACGCAUCCAGGUGGGCAAAAAGGGCCACUGCUCAGUGGAGGACGCCCUGGCGGCGCUGGACCUCUACAAAAUGGUGGAAGGCGAGUGGGAGUGGGAGCUGCAGAGCCACCUGACGGAUGACCACCACUCAGCGCAGUACAUGCAGGACGAAUACUGGCCAGUUGGAGGUGAUGAUGAUGAUGAUGGCGACUCAGAGGCAAACACUUUCUAAGUUAUUCUCCAAGAGUUCUUUUCAGCAUGGCGUUACGUUUACAGUUCUUCCGGGUGCCAGAAAGUCCGAUUGCACAGGAGUUUUCUGCCACCCCGAAGUACCCUGGCGCCUAUUGUUUACAAUAAUUCUGAAAAGGUCAAUGGAGUGUUACUGUCAUCGCAAACAGGAAGUUGCAAUUAUCUUCCUGUUUGCGUUUGACUUGCUGUGCUGCUGUUCUUUCGCGUCUCAAUUUUAAGGUGCCAAUAAAAUCAAAGGAAUG
Molecule: messenger RNA, 1283 nt
Organism: Phycodurus eques (leafy seadragon)
Lineage: Eukaryota; Metazoa; Chordata; Actinopteri; Syngnathiformes; Syngnathidae
Gene: isg20
Product: interferon stimulated exonuclease gene
Exons: 4
Coding region: 167-1024 (285 amino acids)
Cellular component (GO): nucleus
Molecular function (GO): nucleic acid binding; exonuclease activity
Source: RefSeq, a predicted model, not a curated record